AUGGAAAAUUGUCAGCAUCCUCAGAAUGAGAAAUUUAGUCCAAUAACUGGCUAUGAUUUCCAGUUUUUGCAACAAAUUAGAGCCGAAUGAGAGACUCUCAACCCUAUUGUGAUCUUCUUGCUGGGAGUCAACUACAUUAGGCAUCAAAGAGAGUACCCGAAGGAGAACUUCAUUGAACUUGCAAAGAGAGUCAAAGAUGGAGUUGAUAUUGAGAAUCUGAAUGCUUUUGACCAAAAUGAGAUAUACAAAGAACUAUAUAGCCAGACUACUCUCGACCAAGUAUUUAGACUUAGAUGGUUUCAGAGUGAGUAUCGAGAGUUUCAAAGCGAAUUAGAAACGAAGGUUAAGUCAGAUCAUCCUUCUUUUCAAAAGAAGGAUGAUUACUCAAUAAUUGAUUUUUUGAAGACUCCGAGAUUUCCCGCUCAGGAUAAAAAUACUCCUCAACAGAAUUCAUGAGCCCAAAACCCACUAUCAAAAGCUAGUUAUCCUUCUCAUGCCAGGGGUAAGUCACCAUUUUUAAUUUUGUUAUAA
This is a messenger RNA of Moneuplotes crassus, 531 nucleotides long. The record is from the annotation of a GenBank genome assembly. NCBI's taxonomy places the organism in Eukaryota, Ciliophora, Spirotrichea, Euplotida, Euplotidae.